ACACUUGAAAAGGCAAAUCAAAUAUUUAUCUCAUAUUACCCUUGAUAUCACUAAGCCUAGAUUAUUAUGCAAACGGAGUGAUGAAAAACAUCCUUUUAAUACUUACUACUGUUUUGUUUCAGAUUAUGGGCGGUUAAACGAAUGACGUCAUAGAUACAAGGCAACAUGAAGCACUUCAAACCAGAAAGAAGAAGUUGAUAAACCAAAUAUAAACACUAUGAAACGAACUGUACUAAAAUACAGUAAAACUAGAAAUGAUAGCAACAAACCUAAAAGGUUUGUGAUGCUCAGUUAAAAAGAUUUCAUUAUGACCGAAUGGAGUACUGAACCGACAUACAAUGACAAUUUCACAGAAAGCACAAACGCUUCUCGUCCACCAGACCCUAUCGAAGAUAAAGCUAUCCAAGCAAUUUUCUGCACGGCGUAUACUCUAAUCUUCAUUAUAGGAAUCUUCGGAAAUGCUCUCGUGUGUUAUGCUGUCAUUAGGAACCGAGCCAUGCAAACGGUCACUAAUCUCUUCAUCACGAACCUAGCUUUGUCAGACAUAUUACUAUGCGUAUUUGCUGUACCAUUUACUCCACUCUACACCUUCCUAGGCAGAUGGGUGUUUGGCGGUCUGCUAUGCCAUAUCAUGCCUUACGCUCAAGGCUGUAGCGUUUAUAUUUCCACUCUCACUUUAACUUCCAUAGCCAUAGAUAGAUUCUUUGUGAUAAUAUACCCAUUUAAACCGCGAAUGAAGAUAAACACCUGUAUUGCAUUGAUCAUUGGAAUAUGGGUGUUCGCUUUAACAGUAACAUUCCCAUAUGGCUACUAUAUGGGUUUAGAAUAUAAUCCAGAUGCCGAAGAAAGCGAGAAAGAUAAUGCUUAUUGCGUGGAGAAAUGGCCUUCAGAUCAAAUUCGGAAAGCAUUUGGCGCCAUUACGACUAUAAUGCAAUUUGUGUUACCUUUUACCAUCAUGGCGUUUUGUUAUACAUGCGUUAGUGUUAAAUUAAAUGAUAGGUUAAAAUCAAGGCCAGGGAGUAAGAAUAGUAAGAAGGAAGAUGCAGAAAGAGAAAGAAAAAGAAGAACGAAUAGAAUGUUAAUAGCAAUGGUAGCUAUCUUCGGUUUGUCUUGGCUACCGUUGAAUCUAACUAAUAUUAGCAGUGAUUUUUACUCAUUGACAGAGCAUUGGAGAUACUAUAUGGUAUUAUUCUUCUUUGCACAUUUCAUAGCAAUGUCUUCCACGUGCUAUAAUCCUUUUCUUUACGCUUGGUUGAAUGAUAACUUCCGGAAAGAGUUUAAGCAAAUUCUUCCCUGUUUGGCAGUUUUAGUUAAGAAGCCUAAAAGAAAGUGCAACGCAUCUGAGAGAACAGAUAUGUUUCGAUCCGAUAAGACUUGCAACGGUAACGAGAACACGAUACAAGAAUCUUUGUUGUCAACUGUAAAUAAAAUGCCUUCAGUUAAAUAUAAAAUUGAGUUCGAAGAUAAGAUGAAAGUGUAUGAGGACGAUGAAAAUAUAAGUCCUGAUGAGAAGCCGGAGGACAAUCCGAGUCCGAGUGAAGACUGUGUUAAUAUGUACAUGUUUGUAGAUAAAACUGUAACUACUUCGGAUAAGGAACCCAUCGUGUCAGCGUUGUAGCUCAAUGGUACCAACUACUUCUGGGCCCGUGAUUAUAUAGUUUGCGUUAAUUGUUAAAGUGUUUUAAGAAAGAAUCGUCUAGAAUUUUCGUGAUCGAUGUAAAUAUCUAAUGAAAAUAGACAAUUGUAGAAAACUUAAAUCGAAUUAAAUUUUAACGCCAGUGGAACAAUUUGUAUUUGUUGAGUAAUUUCUACAGCUAUCCACAUUUUAAAGGACAUACUGUUUUAAAAGUCUGAUUGACAUGUUCGACUUGGACCGUUUUAAUUAAUAAUAAUAUACAGAUUGAUCAAUGAGACGUGAGGGCCAACCUUAUAUAGUCAGUAAAUCAGUAUCUAUAUUUAAAUAAUAAUAUAACACUUUUUUCCUAUUUAUAACUUCAUUGGUAAGGACAAUUUUAAUUGAAUUGAAAUUUAUAUAUAUUUUUUUUUAUAUUAUUGGACAUUCUUACACAGAUUGACUAAGUCCCACAGUAAGCUCAAGAAGGCUUGUGUUGUGGGUUAGGGUGUUGCAUUUUUCCGAAUUUUCGAUUUUCAGCUGACUUUGCUCGAAUUCUUGUUCUAACUGAUAAAAAAAUAUUAUACGUUAAAAAAAUUUAAAAUCGGUCAACAUUUAGAGGUUGCACAUCAUCAACAAAGAUUUUUCAAAUAACCAACGACUCUACAUCGGAGGGUAGAAAAAUGGUUUCAACGGCUAUCAUCAAAGCGGAGAGUAGUCUGAUAUUGAACCUUCUACAUAUAAAUAAAUUUUAAAAUUAGCAGUAAACUUGGAUUUUUGUUACUUGAUAAAUGUUCUAAUUAAGAUUUUUCAGUUUUUCCACCUUUUUCCAAAGGAAAAGUUCGUUUAUCGUGUUUUAGACGCAAAAUUCAGUUUUCUCAUUCGAUUUUAGUAUCAGUUCAUUAUAUUUUAUCAUUUUAGAACAUAGUUCAUUUUCAGCCAAUGUAUGGGAUUCUCACUCUACCUUUUCAACUUGUGCAACCUCUAAACGUUAUUCGAUUCUUUUGAAAAUUGAAAUAGAUAGUUUUUAGUGUGGGGAGACUCCAUUGGUGAGCAAAAUCAGGAAAAAUAUUACAACUUUGUUUUCUCCAUACAAAAAUGAAUCACCCUAUUGUGGGUACUCAGACAACGAUAUAUGUAAUAUAUAAAUACUUAAAUACAUAGAAAACACCCAUGACUCAGGAACAAAUAUCUGUAUCAUCAUACAAAUAAAUGCCCUUACUGGGAUUCGAACCCAGGACCAUCGGCUUCGCAGGCAGGGUCACUACCCACUAGGCCAGACCGGUCGUCAUGAUUAUCUACAAUCAUGGCCACCCUACAACAUCUAAUUAAUAAAGCAAACCUCUUUAACCGUUAUGGCAGCACUUUGAUUGGUAUGCAGAAAACAUAAUUCACACUUGAAUGAGAUACGAUUUUCAAAAAGUAACCAGAGGACUAUAAUGACAUUCAAUUUGAGACAUUGUCAUGAAUAUAGCAAAAAGUAUCGGUAUUUGGAAGUAUUAUUGUAGGGUGUCCAUGUAUGCCGUACAUUAAAACUUUUUCUUUAUAUUCUAGUAAAAAGAACGUUAAUCUUACUGAUACUGAUACGAAAUAGUUGCUUAUAAUUUACUGAAUGCGCAGGGUUGAUACUGCUCACGUUUCAAUCACCCUGUAGUUAAUUUAAUGUGACCUAUUCUUUUUAAAAACAGAAUGAAAACUGAUGUAGAAUUCGAACUCAACGAUAUUGCUUUUAUUGUUCCGGAAAUUAAACUAUUGAAAAUGGCAUCUGAGUUUCGCUGUGAGGUGCAUUGGAAUGAUUCGGAAAGAUAGAUUUUCUGAAAAUCUUAUUUGAAAUAAUAAAAACGAAAGAAGUCCUUGGACUUCGGAAAAAUGACGUUCAGUUCCAUUCCAGAAAACUUAUCUUUGGAAAUGAUACCAAUGCAACAGAUCUUUUUCUAAUAAGAUAGCUACUCAGCGUAGCCUAUAUUUGUAUGUCAUACUAAACUGAAUUUAGUCGAUCUGGAAACAACCCCAAAUCGCUUAAAAAAUUGGCUGUUUCAUUUCAGCGGACCGUUGCGAAUAUUACCUAUACAUUUACUACUAGUAGGUAGGCACGUUGAUUGUUUUAUAACUUUUUUUGUUGGUAUAUUUUUCCAUUAGAGUCCAUCUAGAUAAUUUUGCAUCGACUUGAAUAGAUCAGUGAGACAGUGCCAUUACUUAUAAUUGUCAUUGUAUCAUACAAAUUUAACAUUAAUGAUAACACUUUGUCAUUGCAAAUGGCAUGCAUCAGCAAGCUUGGCCCAACCCCAGUCCCAUGACUUCCACGCUUCAAAUGAUUUACAUUUACUAAUAAAAUUACCUUACUGACAGACCGUAAAUGAAACAUCAUACCGUCGGGUGACAAGCAAAAGUCACUAACUAACACCAUUGAUUAUUAUUGGACAAUAAACCGUGUUACAAGUGUAAUAAAGUGCAUUGUUACUUUAAUUUUUUGAAAAUACUUAGUGACUUUUACUUGUCACCCGACGAUUACGUUGAACAUCAAUUGUGAUGUUUAUAAUAAUUAAUAUCAUUAUUUAAAACACAUGUUUAAGCUUGUUAGUAGUAAAACUGCGAUGUUGUUCCGUUUUAGAUAAAUACUGUAAUAGUAUACGAACGUUGUAAAUAAAUUAGAUUAUAAUUAGUUUCAUGUACAUACAUACUUUAUUGUGAUAAAAAAAGUGUUUACAUCAAUUAAUUCCUAAAGGAAUUAUGAGCCCAUUGAUAGAAACACUUUUUAAUAAGCUGUGUAAAUUAUUAUUAAGAACUUGUAUUGUAUGUUUAGGUUAACGAAUGCUGCCUAAAUUAAGGAUAUUUUUUUAAUUAUUAAUGUAUAUGAUACGAAAUUAGGCCUUGUACUAAAUGUCAAUGGAAAAAUGUGCAAUUCGUUGUCAAUCUGUCAAUAAACUAUACCAAAGGA
This is a messenger RNA of Cydia fagiglandana, 4550 nucleotides long. It is a transcript of the gene NGR-A10, whose product is annotated as prolactin-releasing peptide receptor-like. NCBI's taxonomy places the organism in Eukaryota, Metazoa, Arthropoda, Insecta, Lepidoptera, Tortricidae. The record is from RefSeq and is a predicted model, not a curated record. Gene Ontology annotation, cellular component: neuron projection; plasma membrane. Gene Ontology annotation, biological process: G protein-coupled receptor signaling pathway. Gene Ontology annotation, molecular function: neuropeptide Y receptor activity; neuropeptide binding. The transcript is spliced from 2 exons. Bases 308 to 1618 code for a protein of 436 amino acids.